AUGUCCACCAGAUCCUCGCAACCAGACCUCAUCGGACCUCUCCCAGCUCCUACUCGGUCAAAGAGUCGAGCAACCUCUAGAGGAGCGAGUUCGUCAACUCAGCAGGCUCCAGAUAAAGAAGAAGACAAUAGAGACGAUCGAGUCUCCGACCAACGGUGCCACAGAUACGAGACAUGUAUUUGUAUCGGAUCGUAUCGUAUUUAUUUUGAGCCUGAUACCGGUAUCAGUAUUUCCUUGCCAAAUAUCUUAUGUAUCAAAUACGGUUUUGGUGGGAUCAGUCAUCUGAGACGAUACAGAAUACAUUUCUCACUUUUCAAAUACGAUACAUGUAUAUGUCUCAGGAAAACCAACCACGCGAACCCUUCAGACUCUCAGAACAAGAGGAACGAAGAAGCCAUGGAUCUCGACGAUCCAUCGACAUCCUCGGAGGAUACCCAGAAACGCCAAGACAGCCCAGAAAUAGUGACUAUGACCAAGAAAGAGAAGAUUUGCUUCUUGGUCAAGGAGCACGUCGCCAUCUGGAAGAACUUCGAGAAAGAGAAAGCCUCGGGAGUAACCAACGAGCUCAAGACUAUCAUUCACCAAGCGCAAGAAUCUCAGAAAGCGCUACAGAAAUUGAUAACCAAAGAAGAGCUCGAAGGAUACGUCAAGGGAUGGAACCCCUGGGACGCCAAACGAGAAUUAUUCCCUCCACCACCGAAGAAAGAGGGCAAGAAGAAGAGCUCAACCUCGAGGAAAGCCCAGCAAUACGACGAUCCUCGGGUCUGGGCGGACGUCUUCGAGAUAGGUCAGGCCUGGAGAGCGGCUUACAGACAACGCUCCCGCAAGGCACUUCCUCCUUAA
Messenger RNA from Puccinia graminis f. sp. tritici CRL 75-36-700-3, 843 nucleotides. RefSeq lists its product as uncharacterized. The transcript is spliced from 3 exons. The record is from RefSeq and is a predicted model, not a curated record. Lineage: Eukaryota; Fungi; Basidiomycota; Pucciniomycetes; Pucciniales; Pucciniaceae. Bases 1 to 843 code for a protein of 280 amino acids.